AAUAAUAAUAGUAAUAAUAAUAGUAAUAAUAAUAAUAAUAACAUUUAUUUGUAGCGCCUUUCAGGACUCUCAAGGUCGCUUUACAGAAAUUGCAUAAUACAGAUAAAACAGUCCUCAGCAAGUUAAAAUUUCAAAUUACUCAAUCAAUUAAACAAAUACAAGUUAAAAGUGAAAACCCGUAAGUGCUAAAAUACUAGACUAAAGGUCAAAAAUAAAAAUAUAAACAAAUACAUCAAGUAAUCAGUCAAUAUAAUGUUAUCAUAAAGAUAUAUGUUACCCAUUAAAAUCCUCAUAGUAUAGCUGAAUUACAUACACAAUCAACUAAAAUCAAACUAGGCAUUCAGAAAGGCCUGUCUAAACAAAUGAGUUUUCAGUAAUGAUUUGAAAUGAGUGAUAGACCUGGCCAUACGGAUGUCUAAGGGUGUUGCAAGCUCCCGCGUGCUGCAACGAACGGAUAUCGCGAUGGAGGAAGAUGUGAGCGGAGGGCUGCUGAUGCGAGUGAAAUCGAGGCAGGAGAAUAUAAGAAGCGGACCAAAAACGAACAUCAAGAGGAUAUGAAAAGAUAUGAAAGCUUCUGUGGGGAAGUAAAAACUUUUUAAUGAAUCUGAGACCAUCUUGCUAAAGUGUAACGAUCUGUCACACUGAGCAGGAGGUUUGGACCCAAAAACGCAGAACACACGACACAGAAGCAGAUGUAAAUAAGUAAAUCCUUUAUUUAAAGGAGGAGGCUUGAUCCAGCAGUCCAAAAACAAAACAGAAGCUCACAACUGAGCACCGACUCGGGCAAAACUCUGGAGGGAACAGAACAACGUAGACACAACUAUGGACCGACAAACACUGAAGGACAAGACAGGGUUUUUAAACACAGAGGGAGGUGAUCAGGGGAACAGGUGACAGGUGGGAGUAGUGAGAGCUGGAGGGAAGGCAGGUGCUUACAGUAACCUAAAUGAGGGGAAAGAAACAAGCAGGAUGGCAGAUAAACCUUAACCUAUAAAACACGGAUAAGACUAAACCUAAAGACUGGGCAAAAAUAAACCACUAAUAACUAGAUGGAUGAGGAGGACUAAAAUAAGAUUGACUAGGAAUUAUCAGGGAGUGAUUAGGAGGACACCUGAGGGAAGUCUAGAGAGGGCUAGGGAUAAUGAAGGGACACAAGAGGAGAACCUGGAGUGAGAACAGGAGUAGGCUGGGGACAGAGGGACACAGAACUUGACAUGAUCACAUUGUUUUGCUAUUUGUGAUUUGCUGAUAUAUGCAAAAUGCUUCACGAUGCAAAAUUGAUUCAACUUGUAAAAUGCUUGCAAUGCAAACUGCUCCGCAAAUGGAAAAUGCUUUGCUUUGCAGAUAAGGGUAUAUAUAUAAGAGCGAUUGAAAAAGGGGAGAGGGUGGCUCAAGUAGAUUAAUUGAUAAAUCCACGUUAGACUGAUCACCUAACGGGAAUAAUUUUCUAGUUACCACCGCCCACACAUGCUGACAGAGGCACAAAUUAAUCCUGAUAGGACCCAAAUAAUAGUUAGCUGUGUUGGCCUCCGGUAACCCUUCGCCCUAGUACUCAGAACAACUGAGUAACGGGAACCUACAAGGGAGGGUGUGUUGACUCUGGACCAAGUAGGGUUACGUAAUAUUCUCCAUUUCACCUUAAAAUAGAAAACGAGUCCUACAAAAAAGGAGUCCAAGCCAGGGUCUGUACAAUAAAACUCACAGUGGUCUCAACCACCCUGAAAAAGCAAUGUAUUCUACGGACCACAAGAGUGGGCGCUCGCUACAAGGGGAUGCUAUUCCAUAACCGCGGAGCCUGUGAGCCGAAAGACCUAAGGCUCAUCGAGGAUAGACGGAUUUGAGGUGUAACAAGUAAAUUAUGGGAAGUUGAACGAAGUGACCGUGAUGGUGUGUAAAAAUUCAAUAGGUCACGUAAAUAACUAGGAGCCAUGUCAUUUAAAGUUUUGAAUGUCAGGAGUGAUAUUUUUAAAUCAAUGCGGUAGCAUACUGGGAGCCAAUGAAGCUCCUCAGGAAUCUGAGUAAUAUGUUGAGAAAAAAGUGUCCGGGUAAUUUUACGCGUUGCUGCAUUCUGCACUAACUGAAGUUUGUGAAGAAGUUUCUGAGGUAAGCCCGUGAGUAAGGCAUGACAGUAAUCCAAACUUGAUAAAACCAGGGCAUUUACAAGAAUCUUACUGUCAUUUACUGUCAAGGAAGAACGUAAUUGAUUGAUGUUGCGCAGGUGAAAAAACGCAGACUUAACCAAUCCAUUUACAUGGGUAUUGAAGGAGUGAGUGUUAUCCAAAGUAACACCCAAACUUUUAACAUGGGCAGAUGAUAAAAUGAGAGUAUUAUCGAUAUUGAGUGAGAAAUUCAGAGAUCCGGCAAGAUGUGAUUUGGUUCAGACUGUGAGAAGUUCCGUUUUAUUACCAUUCAGUUUCAAGAGAUUAUGAGCAAACCAAGUCUGUAUUUCACUUAAGCAGUUUGUUAUAGCCAUAAUAGAUAAUGACUGAACAGAUGAAGAAGAGAUGUAUAAUUGCGUAUCAUCUGCAUAACAGUGGAAGUUCACAUUGUACUUCCUAAAGAUGUUUCCUAGUGGAAGAAUAUAGAUGAAAAAUAAAAUUGGACCCAGAACUGAACCUUGUUGAACCCCACAUGAUACAGGCAUGAGGUGAGAUUUAUAUGACAUAACCUGAACAAAAUGCGAGCAGUCAGAUAGGUACGAUUUGAACCAUGAGAGUGCUGUCCCACAUACCCCAAUGGUGGAUAGGCGCUUUAGAAGAGUUUUAUGCGAUAUUGUGUCAAACACCGACGUCAAGUCUAAGAGCAGUAGUUUGUUAACUAGACCAGAAUCAGAUGCCAUCAAAAGGUCAUGAGUGAUUUUAAUUAGAGCAGUUUCUGUACUGUGGUUUUUUCGGAACCCAGACUGUAGUUGUUCAUACAGUUGAUUUCCACUAAGGUGGUCUUGAAGUGGAGUAGCCACCAAUUUUUCCAACACUUUAGAGAGAAAUGGCAGAUUUGAAAUAGGUCUGUAAUUAUUAAAAUCAGUUAUAGACAGAUUUGGUUUUUUGAGAGUAGGUAAAAUUAUCACAGUUUUAAAUUUUAGUAGAACCACUCCCAUGUUAGGUGAUGCAUUAAUAAUAUUAACAACAAGAGGUAGUAACGAUGGAAGUGCCAAUUUAACUAGUGUCGUAGGAUCUAAACUGCACAUUGAGCUCUUUGAAUGCAAGAUAAUUUCAGAAAUUUGGCAUAACUCGGUAGACCGAAAUCAGAUAAUACAGACUGUACCGUGGGUAAAAUAGAACUACAGAGUUGGCAAUGAAUAUCUGUGCAUUGAGUAAGUUGGGAGUGAAUAUUACUAAUCUUGGAAUUGAGAAAAUCCAUAUAUUGACCACAGGUGUCAUUUGUAUCGAAAUGAUAGUUAAUGGUAUUUUGAGGCUUAAUCAAUCUAUUUAAAGCACUAAAUAGUGCUCUUGAAUUACCAUUAGCAAGGCUAAAUUGAUAAUUAUGGUAAGCAGAUUUAGCUUUAGCUAUUUCCUCCAUAUACUUGAGCGAUUGGAGAUGGUAGAGAUUUUUCUGACUAUGCAGUUGUGUUUUCCUAUAUAGUCUCUCCAGUCGAUGGCCUUCGUGUUUUAAUUGGUGCAGGUUAGCUGUGCACCAUGGAGCAGAUUUAGAAAAAGAAACAUUACGUGUUUUCAAAGGAGCCAGGUCAUCAAAAAAAUUCUGUAAUUUAUCAUCAUAAAGGUUUAGUAAGACGUCAGAAGGUGCUGAGCAAUCUCCACUAGACAGGUUUGUGAUAGCAGAGGAAAGAGCAUUGAGAUCAAUAGUUUUAACAUUUCAAAAAGAAAUGGAGCUGGGGAUAAUUUUUUUCAAUAAUGGUAAAUUAAUUUUAAAAGAAACAAGCUUAUGGUCCGAUAAGGGGUAAUCAGAUGCCAUAAUAUCCAAAGGGGUAACACCAGUACAGCAAACCAGAUCUAAGGUAUGCCCCCUAGAAUGGGUGGGAGCUUUUACAAACUGCCGGAAACCAUGGUUGUUCAGGCAGUGUUAAGCAUUUUGCAUUAGAGUCUAAGGCGUUAUUAACAUGAAUGUUGAAGUCACCUAACAAAACCACAUUCUGGGAAAGUGAACAUAAAAAAGCUAUAAAUUCAGAUAGUUCAUUAAAAAAUUCUGAAUCGAACUUUGGUGGACGGUAGAUAACAGCCAAAAUUGUCGGAAUAGAUCCAUUAAUUUGUAAGGCAGUUGAUUUGAAAGUCCGGUAUAAAAAGGCUUGUACAGGAGAGACCUUAAAUUUAUCUUUGUAGAUAAAAGCAAGGCCACCACCACGUCCAACCGGCCGAGCAAGGCUAGAAUAAACAAACCUGGUUGGAGUUGAGUUAUUUAGUUCUGUGAAGUCACCUGGUUUUUGCCACGUCUCAACCAGGCAGAGAAAAUCUAGAUUACAGUUGUGAAUGAGUUCAGAUACUAAGUGGCCCUUGCUAGACAGGGAUCGAACAUUCAACAGACCCAUUUUCACACAACAGACACCAGUUCUAAUUGGAUCGUGGUUUGACAAUCCUCUUAGCACAACAUGGUUAUUUGAACGAGUACCUUUUUUUCAGGAGAAGGAACGGUGAGAACACCAGUAAGAUGGAAUUGUCCUGAAAAGUUUACCAGCUAGCAAUGAAGGUGGAGGCCCAGCUAGUGGUGGAGAUAGAAGCCCAACCGGUAACGAAGAUAAAAUGAGCUCUCAGACAACAAAAGUGGUGCUGUCAUUAAAUGCUACUGAAGUCAGCUUGCUCAAAGAGGGACUCAAUUUCAAGAAAAACCCAGAGGAUGGAUUUUGUUACAUCAUAUUCAAGAGCAAAGAUGGCCUCAAAGCAUGCAAGAAUCAGUGCAAACACCAAGGAGGAUUAUUCAUAAAAGACAUUGAAGACCUGGAUGGCAGGACUGUUAAAUGCACCAAACAUAACUGGAAGCUUAAUGUGUCAACAAUGAAGUAUGUGAACCCGCCAGACAGCUUCCUCCAGGAUCAACUUGACGUAGAAGUCCUGGAUGAUGGGGCCCUUCAGCUGCUGGAGCUGAGUCCAGUUCACCCCUGGCUGACCGACCCCAGAGAGACCCUGGAGCUUCAGGAAGGAGAAGUGAAAGUAACGUACCUCACUCAUGCCUGCAUGGAGCUGCAGCUGGGACAGAAGAGGUUCAUGUUUGACCCCUGGCUGAAGGGUCCUGCAUUCGCCCGAGGCUGGUGGCUUCUGCAUGAACCUCCAGACGAUGCUUUGGACAGACUCUGUGCAGCUGAUCUCAUCUACAUCAGCCACAUGCACUCUGAUCACCUCAGUUAUCCGACUCUGAAAGUCUUGUCAGAGAGACGGCCAGAUGCCCCCAUUUACGUUGGCGGAUUAUCCAGACCAGUCUUCUGGUAUCUGGAGCAAAGCCAGGUCAAGCUUACCAACAUCAACGUCACUCCCUUUGGUGUUUGGCUAAAUAUUGAUGAACAUUUGAGAUUUAUGAUUCUGAUGGAUGGUGUACAUCCUGAAAUGGACACAUGCAUCAUUGUUGACUAUAAAGGUCAUCUCAUCCUGAACACCGUGGACUGCACCAGGCCAAAUGGAGGCCGACUACCACAAAAUGUGGACUUGAUGAUGAGUGAUUUUGCUGGGGGGGCAUCUGGUUUCCCCAUGACCUUUUAUGGGGGGAAAUAUACUGAUUCCUGGAAGACAGAUUUCAUCAAAACUGAAAGGAGAAAAUUACUAAAUUACAAAGCUGAGUUGGUCAGAUCCCUACAGCCAAGAAUCUACUGCCCAUUUGCUGGUUAUUUUGUAGAAGCCCACCCAUCAGACAAGUACAUCAAAGAUACUAAUGUUAAAAAUACAGCAGAGGACCUCAAUGCACUCAUCAAUAAACUUGCACCAGACAUCAAGACAUGGACGCCCAAACCUGGUGCUGUGCUGGACCUUGGCCUUGCUCUGAAAGAUUCCUCUAACAGCGAAGCCAUCUCUAACCCCCCGACCAAUGCAAAAGUCUACAAGGACAGCUGGGAGUUUGACCUGUACGUGGAGGAGAUCAACAGCGCCAUCAGCUGUGAGAUAUUUAAACAUCAGAGCUGGAUCCAGUUUUAUUAUACCUGGGCAGGCUUUAAAAACUACAACCUUGUAGUGCGGAUCAUUGAAUCAGAUGACCACUUUGAACCACUCAGAGAUGGCUAUGACUAUCUGGUGGACUUUUUGGAUCUGUCGUUCCCCACCGCACGGCCUGACAGAGAGCAUUUCUACAUUGAGAUUAAAAACAGAGUAGGGGUGAUGAGGUAUGUGGUGCUGCACGGCUGCCUCUGGGAUGACCUGUACAUCGGCUUUCAGAACCGCAUCAGCCGAGAUCCAGAUGUCUACCAUCACAAGUUCUGGAACCACUUCCAGACACAGCUACCACUUCACUGUCCAGACUGGGACCAGUUUCUGCAGCAGGUGGAGCCCAUCCAGGGGAAAAAUGACACACAUGAUGAAGAGGGGAUACUAAGCAACUGUGUACUGUCUUAGAGUUGCAAGUUUAGGCUUAUGAAGGCUAACUUACCUGUUUCCAGUUUUGUUUUUUGUACACAAACCAGUUUAGUUUUCAUUCACUCCAGACUUGUUUCAAAAUCUUAUGGUAUCAUGGAUAAUGGGUAAAAAAUGAUAUUAACAUUACUGAAUUAAUGUUUUGACUGUUAGACAUCUGGUGUCUGUUUAAACGUAGCUCCAUCCAUUUAUUUUACUCUGCUAACAGACAGGCUUUUGCGGGUCCUACAGAGAGGAGGUUUUGGGAGAUUUGACCUUGCCUUGGUACCGGUCCUGGUGCAGGUCCUCUUAUCAGUAAAACUCCCUUGAGAAAGUCCACACUGCUUUGUUGAUUUAGAAAUGCACCUGGUGUGUCUUUUAUGGCGUCCUGCCUGAGAGUCUAAAAUGUGUGUGCGUAAUCUUUUGUGUGUGUGCUUAAUAAAAGCUUGUAGCGUCACGAAGGUCCUCUAAUUUGUGACAAAGGUCACAUUUUCCCAGCUGGGUCGACUGUAACUUUGCUCCGUAGAUUAAACAAGCGAGGAGCUAUGAUGGCUGCUGAAUAUCAUCCUUAUCUGCUGCUGUUCCGUCCCAGAAUGAAGGACACUUCAAGAUCACAAUAAUAAUUAUUUAAUAACAAUUUUAAUAAACUCUUUGACUUUAUUACUGUUUAUAAUCAUCAUAAUUAAUAUCUUGGUUCAGUAUAAAUGUAUUUUAUUUACUGAAAUGAAUUAUUAUGCUUUGGGUAUAAUAAUGAUUAUUGUGAUAAUCAGUAAUGUGUGUUCAGUAAACCAGAAGGUCAUUUGCACGUAACCAGCCUCACACAGAGGGUACCGCAGGGUAAAAGUAAUCUGCCAUCACAUGUCUUUGACUCAUGACCAAAGCUUUCUUGCUCUGAGUGGGCGUGUUCUGAGGGGUUUGUUAAAACUAAAUUUCCAGCAGCAAAACUUCAGUUCGUGAACCAACCACCAUCCUGAGGAUAAGGGAACGGCCGCCCUGAACCUCGACAUGCUGUUCUGUCACGCUGAUAGAAUAGCUUUGAAUAAACGCACGAUAACCAGCUGACGUAAAACUCCUUCAGAGUUACUGAUUUUGAGUUAAGUAAGACGCAAACUCCUUCAGAGUUAAGCCAAACGCUCAACACUGUGUACCCUGCGACAUCUCUGGACCAGAGGAUCAUUUAUACUCGCGUCUUCUCUACUGGACUGAGUACCCUGAGGCUGACAACAUCUUCCUGGACCUCCGGAUCCACACAGAGGGUCGUCUUGCUGGGUGAGGUGGCACACAGAUUGUGUUUGAUGCUGUUUCUCUAAGUAACAACUGAGUUAGCUGCAAAACAAGCAUUCACCCAGAACGAGUUCCUCUCUCUGACAGAAACCUUCUGAGAAUCCAUUCACGCAUCCAAACUCUCAUUUCAUUUUAGCUUUCCAUCCAGACACAGGUAAAGCUUUUGUUACCAAGUUUAAUAUCAAAGCUGGUAAAUUGUCAUCCAUGGAUUGUCAUAUUUAAUCGUCAUUUAAAUUGUCAGUUCUGAAUUGUCGUUCCAAAUUGUCAAGUUUAAAAUUGUUAGUAAUAAAUUCUUAACUUUAAAAACUUGACUCUCAUUUUUGAAAUGAAACACAGAAAGGUAUAAAUAUUUCUGGUUAUUG
This is a messenger RNA of Nothobranchius furzeri (turquoise killifish), 8131 nucleotides long. RefSeq names its product cytidine monophospho-N-acetylneuraminic acid hydroxylase (gene cmah). The record is from RefSeq and is a predicted model, not a curated record. NCBI's taxonomy places the organism in Eukaryota, Metazoa, Chordata, Actinopteri, Cyprinodontiformes, Nothobranchiidae. Gene Ontology annotation, biological process: CMP-N-acetylneuraminate metabolic process. Gene Ontology annotation, cellular component: cytoplasm. Gene Ontology annotation, molecular function: 2 iron, 2 sulfur cluster binding; CMP-N-acetylneuraminate monooxygenase activity.